Molecule: messenger RNA, 2549 nt
Organism: Brachypodium distachyon (stiff brome)
Lineage: Eukaryota; Viridiplantae; Streptophyta; Magnoliopsida; Poales; Poaceae
Product: ABC transporter I family member 11, chloroplastic
Exons: 11
Coding region: 548-1351 (267 amino acids)
Biological process (GO): transmembrane transport
Cellular component (GO): membrane; chloroplast envelope
Molecular function (GO): ATP binding; ATP hydrolysis activity; ATPase-coupled transmembrane transporter activity
Source: RefSeq, a predicted model, not a curated record
UGAUGGGAGCCUCGGAAAUCACUCCGUACUUGCGAUACCUCCAUCGCUGUCCACGCUCCCACCCCAUCUCCGGUACCGUCGCGACGCGCCACUUCCCAGCGGUCCACAACGCUUGACGCUGCUCCGGCCGCCGGAGCUGCGCCGCCUCCUUAUUCUCGAGACGUCGGAGAUCCCCUCGCUCCCCAUAUUGAAGGGUCCGAUUCAUUAUCCUUUCGAACGUAAGGUCCUUGAACUCGUCCGACUGCUCGACUCGACCGCCGCCGCAGCGGUCAGCGCCGCCUACUGGUCCGCUGCCGCCGGCCACCCGGUCGCUGCCCGAACCCUUACCCCCCAGCCCUCCCUCAUCCUUCGCGCAGUCCCGUACCCAUCUCCCCCAGGCGCCGCCGCACGCCGCUGCUCUCUCCCGAUUUGUGCAUCGCCGGGCGCCAGCAGGGUCGGCGGUUCAGCAAGAGGGCCAAACCGCCCCGCCGCCUUUGCUGCCUGAGUUUCCCCUGCAGGCCCUUAUAAGGUUCCCGGUUCCUCCGAAGCCCCAAACCGCUGGCAAACUAUGUUCGCCGCAGCCACUGUUGCGAUUCCUCCAGCAGUUUCGCCUUCUCUGGCGAAAAGGAACAGGGGAUUUUCUUGGAGCUGUCGAGCGGAACGGAUUUCGGCUGGGUACUCCCAGUUGGAGGUUCGAAAAGUCAGCUAUCGGCCUCCUGGUACUGAGCAAAACUUGUUGAAUGAAACCAGUCUCACUCUUCAGGAGAAAAGUUUUGGUCUGAUUUUUGGACGAAGUGGGAGUGGAAAGACCACUCUUUUACAGCUUUUGGCGGGACUAUCAGAACCUACCUCUGGGUCAAUCUGCAUUCAGAAGUAUGAUGGCAUUGGAAAUCCUACGGGUCUGUCAGAGUUGUUAACUUCUCAAAGAGUUGGUAUUGUAUUUCAGUUUCCUGAGAGGUACUUCUUAGCGGAUACUAUCCUUGAAGAAAUUACUUUUGGUUGGCCGAGGCAAAAGGCAGACUUUCUUUUGAGGGAGCAGCUCACUUUAAAACUUCAAAAUGCCAUUCACUCGGUUGGUCUGAAUACCAUUUCCUGGGACGAAGAUCCACAGUCUCUCAGUGGUGGGUUUAAGCGGCGACUUGCCUUGGCAAUUCAACUGGUUCAAACUCCUGACUUAUUGUUGCUUGACGAACCCCUUGCUGGUCUUGAUUGGAAAGCUCGGGCUGAUGUUGUGAAUCUUCUGAAGGAUCUAAAGAAAGACCACACGAUACUGGUCGUAAGUCAUGACCUAAGAGAACUAUGCCCUCUAGUAGACCGCUCGUGGAGAAUGGAAAUGGGUGGAAUUUUGAAGGAGGAAGCUUUACCUGUAUAGAUAUGCUUUUGUUUGUAUGACCCUUAAGCAUGCUACGAAAUAUUGUGUCAGUCUCCACAUCAGUUGAUCACAUCUGCAGCUCAAGGAUUGAGGAACAAAUAGCCACCAGAACUUCAAUGAAGAGAUCACGGAUGUUAAUUCUGAACUGCAGACUCCUGGAAUGGAGAACAGUCUUCAGUGCAGACAUGUGUCAGUCUAGAUGCUGAAUUUUGUGUCAAGAAUUGCAUAAGCUGUUUUCUGUCUGCUGCAAAUGAUCGGCAGGGCUUAUGACAACCUUGUAUAUUGACAAGCCAUCCCUAUUACUACAGUUCAAAUGAGUACGCAUAUCCACCACCUUUUCUUCAAAAUUUCUCUGAAUUGUUCUCUCUUGUGAACCAAAAAUCUUUCAUUCCUUAUUCUUGUUCUUGAUCAUUUCAGAGAUGUGGCAAUCUGUCUGCUCCAUAUACAGUAAUAUAUGUUUAUGAUUGCUUGAACAUCAGCAGUUAGCAUCAGAUACUGCUGGCAUGAACAUAUAUAAUUUUCUCAAAGGAAUGACCAUUUCUCCUUCUAGAACCUGGACUAACCAACUGCCACUUUAACAGCUCACCCGUUUCCUCUUCCAGCCUUUGUAAACCACACGUGUUUACGUCCCUGUCGCCACCUGCCAGGAGUAAGUCGUGCUAGGAUUCAUCAAGAUUGUUAAUGCUAAGCAAGUGAAGCCGUCCAAGAUCUAUGAACAGCCCAAGAAUCUUUUAGCAAGACAUCUAUUCUGGGUGUUAAUGAAUGAACUUCCAGGAAGGCUCCAGGAUGCUGACAUUGUCCGGAAGUAUUUGGGAGGUUGGUUCAUUCUCUCUCUUGCUCUCUGAAUGGAUGUUGCAGUUAUUCCAUGAUGAAAGGACCAUCUACCGGCUGGUCUACUUUAGCAUUUUCCUUUUGCUGCUUCCCUUCGGAUGUUGAUUAGUCCUAGAUGUGUCGUCAUCGCUCAUUACGGCAGUAUAGGUGACGUGGACCUUCUAAGAGGGAACACUAAAAGCGACUGCGAGAGAAGCCUGUGCAUGGGAGAUAACCCUAUGUAUUCUAAUUUAUCCUCGUGGAAGAAGUUUGGCGGUUUGACUAAGUCCAAAUCUGCAACGUGUGGAGAUUAUGGAGGAAUCAAGCGUAUAUGCAACACUUGUAAAUGGUCAACUAUUUAAGCACCAAUCGAAUGGUUGUUAAGCUA